CCGUGCACAGUCGUGGCGAGGGCGCGGACCUGGACACUCUAAGAACACUUUCUUCAUGGUUAUGGACAUAGAAGACGUACCUAAUGAUGUGUCCGUGACGUUACAGGAUGCUGCGGGACAUUUGCAAAAGUGAAGCAUGGUGACGGAGCGUAGGCCCUUCCGGGCCCAACGGGACUCGGAUGAGGUUGUCGUGCACGUGAACGUGGGCGGGCUGAGGCGUAACGUUUGCUGCAGCGCCCUGAAGAACUUUCCGGACACCAGACUGGGAAAACUUCUAGAAUGUGACUCGGAAGAGGACAUCCUGCAGGUGUGUGACGACUACGACGGGCAGCAGAAGGAAUUUUACUUCGACAGGAAUCCUGGUUUGUUCCCAUACGUGCUCAACUUCUACCAGACGGGAAAACUUCACAUCAUGGAGGAUUUGUGCGUCUUCUCCUUCAGCCAGGAGAUGGAGUACUGGGGAAUCAGCGAGUUCUUCCUGGACAGCUGUUGCAGCUUUCGUUUCCACGACCGCAAGCUGGAGAGCAGCCGCCAUCGCAGCUGGGACGACGACAGCGACGUCAGCAGCAUUGACACCUUGCCGGAUGAGAUUUCCGACCUAAAAAAGGACAUGCAGCACUUCCAGGAGGUGCGCUGCGGGAACGUCCGCAGGUGUUUGUGGCUCACGCUGGAAAACCCGGGAUACUCGGUUCCGAGCAAGCUCUUCAGUCUGCUCUCCAUCAGCGUGGUGCUCACGUCCAUCACCAUCAUGUGUAUCAACAGCAUUCCGGAAUAUCAGACGUUUGACUCUGAAGGGAAGCUGAUGGACGAUCCCACGAUGCACGCGCUGGAGCUGCUGUGCACGUGCUGGUUCACCAUGGAGGUGGUGAUGCGCCUCCUGCUGGCACCAAACAGGAAGAGGUUCUUCCAACAUCCUCUGAACAUCAUCGACUUGUCGUCCAUCUUCCCCGUCUACGUCACGCUGGUCUGCGACAUCGCGCUGGGCGCACAGUCAGAACUGGGAGACCUGGGACGCGUCAUCCAGGUCCUCAGGCUGAUGAGGAUCUUCAGGGUGCUGAAGCUGGCGCGACAUUCCACUGGACUUCGCUCGCUGGGGGCCACCCUACGGCACAGUUACCGUGAGGUGGGCAUUCUGCUGCUCUACUUGGCUGUGGGAGUGUCCGUCUUCUCUGGAAUGGCGUACACCGCCGAGUACGAGGAGGACGUGGGUCUGGACACCAUCCCGUCGUGCUGGUGGUGGGGAACGGUCACCAUGACCACAGUGGGCUACGGGGACGUGGUGCCCGUGACGGUGGCGGGUAAACUGGCGGCCAGCGGCUGCAUUCUGGGCGGCACCCUGGUAGUGGCGCUUCCCAUCACCAUCAUCUUCAACAAGUUCUCGCACUUCUACGGGCGUCAGAAGGCGCUGGAAGCUUCCGUGCGCAACAGCAGCAGCCGCAGGAAGACAACGAGCUGCGAGGACAAGUCGGACUGGGAGGUGGCGGCGUUGGAAGGUGACAAUGUGGAGAAUAGGGAUGGCGGCGGCGGUGUCAUCAACUACAGCUACGUCGAGGUGGAGUCACGUCAGCUGUGACAGGACGAUGAUUUUAUGUGACCUCAGCAUGAUGAUGACCAAAGAAA
This is a messenger RNA of Nerophis lumbriciformis (worm pipefish), 1620 nucleotides long. Its product is annotated as delayed-rectifier potassium channel regulatory subunit KCNS1. NCBI's taxonomy places the organism in Eukaryota, Metazoa, Chordata, Actinopteri, Syngnathiformes, Syngnathidae. The record is from RefSeq and is a predicted model, not a curated record. Gene Ontology annotation, biological process: protein homooligomerization; potassium ion transmembrane transport; action potential. Gene Ontology annotation, cellular component: voltage-gated potassium channel complex; membrane. Gene Ontology annotation, molecular function: delayed rectifier potassium channel activity; protein binding.